ACUUGGUCUUUUCUUUUUUUUUUAUACUAGUCUUAGUCCUUUUUUCUUUGUUAUUGUCAUUACUUUUACACUAUAUUGAAUAAAAUGAGCGCUUGGCAGCCAACUGACCAAGGUCUAUCCGAAAUAUUACAACUCUUACGUGAAGCGGUCAACCCUACCAGUGGACAAAAUGUUCAAGCGAAACUAGAAUAUUUCAACAAUGUACCUGACUUCAACAAUUACCUUGUUUAUGUUUUGACCAAGAUGCCUCAAGAACCUCAAUACAACCGUGCUGUGGCUGGGUUGACUCUCAAGAACAACAUUCGAUCGUAUUAUCCUUCUUUCCCUGCUCCAGUUGCCGAUUAUAUUAAGGAAUGUUGUUUACAACACUUGGGUGAUGAAGAAAUUGGAAAAACGGUUAGUCUUGUGAUUGCUGCUAUCAUGGCUCGUGGUCAAGUACAAAACUGGCCUCAUGGUCUUCAAGUCUUAUUGGAAAAGUUGGAUGAUCCUUCUCCAGUUAUGGUUGACCAUGCUCUUGGUACUCUUCAAAAAGUAUGUGAAGAUUGCUCUCGUGAUUUAGAUACAAGUAUUGGUGGUGUUCAACCUUUGGAAUUCAUGAUCCCCAAAUUUAUCAACUUCUUUGACCAUCCUAAUGCUCAACUUCGACUUGCUGCCAUUCGAUGUACUCAGCAAUUCAUUGCUUCACGAUCUGAACCUUUGAUGCGCCGCAUGAAUGAAUUUUUGAGUGCACUCUUCAACCGUGCUACAGAUGAUAGUGUGGAAGUGCGUAGGGCUGUUUGUCAAGCUUUGGUCAAUAUUCUAGAAGUAUGUCCUGAAAACCUCUUACCUCAUAUGCCCAAUUUGGUCGAAUAUAUGCUCUAUUGUACUAUGUCUGAUGAUGAAGACCUUGCCUUGGAGGCCUGUGAAUUCUGGUUAGUAUUUGCUGAACAAGAUAGUCUCCGUGAUCAAUUCCAAGGUUAUCUUCCUAAAGUCAUUCCUGUUCUACUCAAGUGUAUGGUGUACUCUGAAACUGAUCUCUUAAUUAUGGGUGGUGAUGAUGAUGAUGCUCAUGUAGCUGACAGUGAACAAGAUAUCAAACCUCGAUUCCAUAAAGCCAAUGUGGUGGAAGUUGAACGUGCCGAUAAGAACGAUUUGGAGGAAGGUGGUGCUCAAAAGAAGAAGAAUGGUCUUUUGGAUGGUGACAAUGCUGACGAUGAUGAAGAUGAAGAUGAUGAUGACUAUGAUUUGGAUGAUGACGAUGAUAUGUAUGGUGAAUGGAACUUGCGCAAGUGUAGUGCUGCCGCUUUGGAUAUUAUCUGUACUGCUUUUGAAGGGGAAGCCAUUCAAUUAUUGAUGCCUUUGUUAAAGACAGAAUUGGAAAGUAGUGAUUGGCUUCAUCGUGAAUGUGGGAUUUUGGCCUUGGGUGCUGCUGCUGAAGGUGGAUUGCAUGAAAUUGCUCCUCAUCUCCCUGAAUUGGUACCUUAUUUAUUGACCAAUUUGAAUGAUUCAAAGCCUUUGGUACGAUCUAUCACAUGCUGGACUCUUGGUCGAUUCGCACAAUGGAUUAUUGAAGCUAGUCAACAAAGCCCUGAAGCUCGAAAACAUUAUUUAGAAACAUUGGUGCAACAAAUGUUACAACGUAUUUUGGAUAACAACAAACGUGUACAGGAAGCUGCUUGCUCGUCCUUCUCCCUAUUAGAAGAGGAAGCCACCACUGACAUGAUACCUUAUUUACAACCCAUUUUGGCCACUUUAUCUACUGCUUUUGAAAAGUACCAACGUCACAACGUGUUACUUCUUUAUGAUACUCUUGGUACUUUAGCUGACGCUGUUGGUGAAGCUUUGGGUGCUCCCCAAUAUAUUGAUAUGGUGAUGAAACCUCUUAUUACUAAAUGGCAAGAAACUCCAGAUGACAAUACUGACCUUUUCCCACUUCUAGAGUGUCUUUCAUCUGUUACAACUGCUCUUGGUAAAAACUUCAAACCUUUCGCUGAACCGAUCUAUGUUCGUUGUGUGAACCUUGUUUGCAAGACUUUGGAAGAAUGUCAGUUAGCUGCGCAUAACCCUGCUAUGGAAGAACCUGACAAGGACUUUAUGAUUGUUGCUUUGGAUCUGUUAUCUGGUAUUGUACAAGCUCUUAAUACUGAUGCUGAACCUCUAGUGGCCAACACUCAACCUCCUGUUGUUCAAUUUUUAUCUAUGUGUAUCAACGAUGAAGUUGCAGAAGUACGUCAAUCAUCCUAUGCUUUGUUGGGUGAUCUUGCCAUCUCUUGUUUCGAACAUAUUAGAGCUGUUGUUCCUCAAUUCAUGCCACUUAUUCUUCAACAAAUCGAUCCUCAAGCUGAAUCUCCUUCUGUUUGUAACAAUGCUACCUGGGCUGCUGGUGAAAUCACCAUCAAACUUGGCAAUGAAAUUCAACCUUAUGUAGAACCAUUAUUGCAAAGAUUAUUCCCUUUGAUGGUAAAUCAAAGCAUACAACGAACUUUAUUGGAAAACGUUGCCAUCACCAUUGGUCGUCUUGGUUUGAUCUGUCCUACUAUGGUUGCUCCUCAUCUGGAAAACUUUGUACAUCCUUGGUUGGUAUCUCUUUCACCUGUUAGAGACAACGAAGAAAAGGCAUCCGCUUUCAGUGGUCUUUGUGAAAUGAUUAAAACUAAUCCUGAAGGUGCUUUGAAGGUAUUCCCAUUGCUUUGUACAGCUAUUGCAAACUAUCACAUUGUACCUCAGCCAUUACAAGAAGCAUUUGGAAAUAUUCUUUCUGGAUAUAAGAAUAUGUUUGGUGAACAACAAUGGCAACAAGGUGUUGCUUCCCUUCCUCAAGAAACUAAGACUACGUUACAAGAACGUUAUCAUAUUUGAAUCAAUUCGGUGGCAUAUAAAGGAACUUAAUAUCAACACAAUCUUUUAAUUUGUCCCUUCUCCUUCCUCUCCUUCUCAUUCUCUUUUUCACUCAUAUUCUUUCGUCCUUUUUUACCCUUUUUUUUUCUGACAACUUUUUUCUUUUUGUCUCAUUAUUUUUAUAUUACUUUUUGUUCUUCCUUUUUGUUCCUUCUUAUAUGGUUCAAUGUUGGAGAAUAUAUUCUCCUUUUUUUUUUU
Molecule: messenger RNA, 3075 nt
Organism: Halteromyces radiatus
Lineage: Eukaryota; Fungi; Mucoromycota; Mucoromycetes; Mucorales; Cunninghamellaceae
Product: armadillo-type protein
Exons: 9
Coding region: 85-2838 (917 amino acids)
Biological process (GO): protein import into nucleus
Cellular component (GO): nucleus; cytoplasm
Molecular function (GO): small GTPase binding; nuclear import signal receptor activity
Source: RefSeq, a predicted model, not a curated record